This is a messenger RNA of Paecilomyces variotii, 3604 nucleotides long. RefSeq names its product putative coatomer subunit gamma. Gene Ontology annotation, cellular component: endoplasmic reticulum; COPI vesicle coat; endoplasmic reticulum-Golgi intermediate compartment. Bases 388 to 3144 code for a protein of 918 amino acids. Lineage: Eukaryota; Fungi; Ascomycota; Eurotiomycetes; Eurotiales; Thermoascaceae. The transcript has 6 exons. The record is from RefSeq and is a predicted model, not a curated record. Gene Ontology annotation, biological process: endoplasmic reticulum to Golgi vesicle-mediated transport; protein secretion; intracellular protein transport. Gene Ontology annotation, molecular function: structural molecule activity.
UGCUCGAUGUUUGCAAUGUUUGUCGGGCCACCGUGGCUGAUGCGCCCACAACAGACCCGGGAAGGACAACUGGAGAUCUGGCGGACAAGCUGGACUAUCUACUACCACCGUCGAGCAUCCAGAAGUCCUCGGGGUGUUGCUUGCAGUCUGACCAUUGGAUGCGACUGGUCCGUGAUUCAUUCUUCAUAUACUACUUAUUCUUCUGCGUCUGGCCGCGAAUGAUGAAGGCGCGGUAGUCUCGUUAUUACACCGCCCGCUCUUACUUACUAUCCGCCCUUAUUGAUCCCCGGAGUCUCAACCUCGCGGGUGUCAGUUCACACUCCCUUUCGCGCUCUACUUACGCCACCCCCCGGUUCUGAGCCGCUGUGAACUCAGCAGGCAGUCACAAUGAGUUACGUUAAGAAGGACGAGGAUGCAGAUCAGGUCAUGAUCAAGCUAGAUCGGACCUCUGUAUUCCAGGAUGCACGAUUGUUCAAUUCCUCUCCCAUAUCGCCGCGAAAAUGCCGCACUCUAUUAACGAAGAUCGGUGUCCUCUUGUUCACCGGGGAGCAAUUCUCCGUGAACGAGGCCACGACGCUCUUUUUCGGUAUCUCGAAGCUAUUUCAGAAUAAGGACCCCUCCUUGCGACAGAUGGUGUACUUGAUCCUGAAGGAAUUGGCGAAUACCGCGGAAGAUGUGAUCAUGUCAACGAGUAUUAUCAUGAAGGACACCGCAGUGGGCAGUGAUGUGCUCUACCGCGCCAAUGCCAUCAGAGCGCUCUGUCGCAUCAUCGACGCUACGACCGUCCAAGGCAUUGAGAGACUUAUUAAGACUGCCAUUGUCGACAAGAAUCCUUCCGUCUCGUCAGCAGCCCUGGUCUCCUCCUACCACCUUCUCCCGAUUGCUCGCGACGUGGUCCGAAGAUGGCAGAGCGAAACACAAGAAGCGGCUUCGUCGUCCAAGCAGUCAACCGGUUUCCUCGGAUUCGGAGGUGGCGGGGCCUCUCACGCGAUUUCCCAGGCGAACUACAUGACCCAAUACCAUGCCAUUGGUCUCCUGUACCAGAUGCGAGCGCACGACCGGAUGGCCUUGGUGAAGAUGGUUCAGCAAUAUGGUGGGGCUGGCGCGGUGAAGAGUCCCGCGGCUGUUGUGCUGCUCGUACGACUGGCUGCGAAGUUGGCUGAGGAGGACCCAAGUCUGAGGAAGCCCAUGGUGCAGAUGCUGGACGGCUGGCUGCGACACAAGCACGAGAUGGUCAACUUCGAGGCUGCCAAGGCUAUCUGCGAUCUCAGAGAUGUCACGGACGCGGAGGCCUCCCAAGCCGUCCAUGUCCUCCAGCUCUUCCUUUCUUCGCCUCGGAACAUCACCAAGUUCGCUGCCAUCCGUAUCCUCCACAACUUUGCCUCUUUCAAGCCGCAUGUUGUGAACCAAUGUAACCCCGAUAUCGAAGCGCUCAUCUCCAGCAGCAACCGUUCGAUAGCCACCUUUGCGAUUACCACGCUUCUUAAGACCGGCAAUGAAGCUAGUGUAGACCGCCUGAUGAAGCAAAUCUCUGGCUUCAUGGCUGAUACUACGGACGAAUUCAAGAUUACAAUUGUUGAGGCUAUUCGAACGCUGUGCCUCAAGUUCCCCAGCAAGCAGGCUGGCAUGCUGUCCUUCCUGAGCGGUAUUCUCCGGGACGAGGGUGGUUAUGAAUUCAAGAGAAGUGUGGUUGAGAGCAUGUUCGAUCUUAUUAAAUUCGUUCCUGAAAGCAAGGAAGAUGCUCUCACUCACCUGUGCGAGUUUAUCGAGGACUGUGAGUUCACCAAGCUCUCCGUCAGAAUCCUGCACCUUCUCGGUGUGGAGGGCCCCAAGACGUCUCACCCCACCAAGUAUAUCCGGUAUAUCUAUAACAGGGUGGUUCUGGAAAACGCUCUGGUUCGGGCUGCCGCCGUUACAGCGCUCGCCAAGUUUGGCGUUGGACAGAAGGACCCUGAGGUCAAGAGAAGCGUGUCUGUCCUUCUUACGAGAUGUUUGGAUGAUACCGAUGAUGAGGUCCGUGAUCGUGCUGCGCUCAACCUCAGGUUGAUGAGCGAGGAGGAUGAAAUCGCGGAGAAAUUUAUCAAGAACGACUCUAUGUACUCCCUGUCUACUUUCGAGCACCAGCUGGUCAUGUAUGUGACUGCAACGGAUAAGGAAACGUUCGCCAAGGCAUUCGAUCUAGCCACGAUCCCGGUCGUGUCGCACGAGCAGGCCCUGGCAGAAGAAAGGACGAAGAAGCUCACGACCGCGACCCCUACCCUCAAGGCUCCCUCCGCUGGUCCCCCGAAGAAGGCCCAGGGUGCCGUCGACGGAGCCGCCUCGGCGGCCGCAGCGACUCAGAAGUACGCGGAGCAACUCAUCCUCAUCCCAGAGCUCAAGGAAUAUGGAACAUUGCUCAAGUCGUCUUCUCCCGUCGAGCUUACCGAGAGCGAGACCGAGUAUGUUGUCAGCGCGGUCAAGCACAUCUUCAAGGAGCAUGUCGUCUUACAGUAUGACAUCAAGAACACCCUUCCUGACACUGUCUUGGAGGAUGUUUCAGUCGUCGCAACGCCAUCUGAGGAAGACGAGGUGUUGGAGGAGGACUUCAUUGUUCCUCUGCCGAAGCUCGCCACCAAUGAGCCAGGCGUCGUUUAUGUCGCAUUUAAGAAGCUGGGCGGCGAGCACAGCUUCCCCGUUACGUCCUUUACGAACGUUCUGAAGUUUACGAGCAAGGAAAUCGACCCAACCACCGGUGAACCGGAGGAGAGUGGAUAUGAAGACGAAUACCAGGUCGAAGACCUCGAGCUGACGGGCAGCGACUAUGUCAUCCCUGCCUUUGCUGGAAGCUUUGACCACGUGUGGGAGCAGACCGGUGCCAACGGAGAAGAGGCUAGUGAGACUCUACAACUGGGUAACGUCAAGGGAAUUUCUGAUGCUACCGAGCAGCUCAUCCAGACGCUGUCGCUGCAGCCACUCGAGGGAACCGAUGUGGCUCUUAGCAACACCACCCACACUCUCAAGCUUUACGGAAAGACCGUCUCGGGAGGCAGAGUUGCUGCCCUCGUCAAGAUGGCUUACUCUGCUAGAACUGGUGUCACGACCAAGGUCACCGUCAGGGCUGAAGAGGAGGGUGUUGCGGCCACUGUUGUCGCCUCUGUUGCUUAAAUUUGUUUGAAUAUUGGAGGGUCCUUUUGUCUCCCAUGUUUAUGGGUGAACUACACGAAACUCGGUUGAAAUAUGUGGUCCCUCGUGUCGAGAGGUUAUUUUUCCCCCUCGCUCGCGAUGAUGAUGUUCGAGAAAAAUUCUUAUCUGACUACGAGGGGUGUUUAUUGAAUGUGGACUUCAAUACUAGACAUCCCGCCCCGCGUGAUCUUAUUCCCUUCUGGUCCUCGUAAUGGUGAGCGCGGUGUGGUAGGAUCUGAUUUGCCGGUCCUCUGGUUCUCUGUUUUUCUGGUUUGUCGUUCCAGGAAAUGAGCAGGACUCUCAGCUCCUGCGGCCAUUUUGUCCUGGUUUAGCAAGAUAUCGCAGUAGAAAUCUAAGUGUUAUUAGGAUUACAAUCAUGUUUACAUUAACUGCUUCUAUAUUACUAUAUUAGAAAUGAAACUCUAUGUGCUCUCUAUACAGA